UGCUCAUCACUCAGCCUCUGAGUGUGUUUCUGUCAGAGAGAGGAUCGCGRGCGAGACUGAGCGGAACAGGAUGCAGGCUAUCAAAUGUGUGGUCGUAGGAGAUGGAGCUGUGGGUAAAACAUGUCUCCUCAUCAGCUACACCACCAAUGCCUUCCCCGGGGAGUACAUUCCUACUGUAUUCGACAACUACUCAGCUAAUGUGAUGGUGGACAGCAAGCCGGUGAACCUGGGUCUCUGGGAUACAGCAGGACAGGAGGACUAUGACAGGCUGCGCCCACUGUCCUACCCACAGACGGAUGUUUUCCUGAUCUGUUUUUCCCUGGUGAGCCCGGCCUCCUAUGAGAACGUCAGAGCYAAGUGGUACCCGGAGGUUCGCCACCACUGCCCCUCCACGCCCAUCAUYCUGGUGGGCACCAAGCUGGAUCUGAGGGACGAGAAGGACACCAUCGAGAAGCUGAAGGAGAAGAAGCUGGCACCCAUCACUUAUCCUCAGGGCCUCGCUUUGGCUAAGGAGAUAGAAGCAGUAAAGUACCUGGAGUGUUCCGCUUUGACUCAGCGUGGUCUGAAAACUGUGUUUGACGAAGCCAUCAGGGCUGUGCUCUGCCCCCAGCCAGCCAAGGUCAAGAAGAAGGGCUGCCUACUGCUGUAAAAGGGACCAGACAAGAGGACUGAAAGAUAUACAGACUGCUUGCCCUGCAAGGGUUAAAAGAAGAUUUGAAUAUUCUUUUUCCUCCCACUAAUUUACAAAUAUACAUAUACAUACUUUGACUAAAAUACCCUAAAUAUACAGUGGCAAAAUAUUUCUUCCAUCUACACAUGCCGAUUGUAUUCACGUUGAGAUGCAGCAACAGGUUUUGUUCAUUUGAAAAACAACCAAAAAUGACAACUGAUCAUUCAAAUUGCUCCAGCUUGCUUACAGUAGAUUCACCCUGUUAGCUUAGAAGAUGCAUGUUAGCUUCGUGUAAGACUCCAUUAACGAUGUAUAAAAGUGCUGCAAACAUGAUAAGAAUCUGUGCUGAAAGCAAACAGUGUUUCCAUUAAAUGUGUUGMUGGUGUGUCAGAGUGAACAUCCUGAUCAUGAAUGGUGAUCACACAAAAGCAAAGAGGUAAAAUAUUUUCUAAAUAAAGUUUUAAAAUAGUG
This is a messenger RNA of Austrofundulus limnaeus, 1141 nucleotides long. It is a transcript of the gene rac2, whose product is annotated as Rac family small GTPase 2. The coding region runs from base 71 to 649 and encodes 192 amino acids. The record is from RefSeq and is a predicted model, not a curated record. The transcript is spliced from 7 exons. NCBI's taxonomy places the organism in Eukaryota, Metazoa, Chordata, Actinopteri, Cyprinodontiformes, Rivulidae. Gene Ontology annotation, molecular function: GTP binding; GTPase activity. Gene Ontology annotation, biological process: small GTPase-mediated signal transduction.